Phycomyces blakesleeanus NRRL 1555(-) is the source of this 1239-nucleotide messenger RNA. RefSeq lists its product as hypothetical. Bases 1 to 1239 code for a protein of 412 amino acids. Lineage: Eukaryota; Fungi; Mucoromycota; Mucoromycetes; Mucorales; Phycomycetaceae. The transcript has 8 exons. The record is from RefSeq and is a predicted model, not a curated record.
AUGUCUGGAUUCGAUCUUAUGACAAAAACCGUCUUCAAGUACACCAUCUGUAUCAAACGUGAUGUCAUAUACUUACCAGGGUAUCAUCAAUCCAACUGUUCCUCCGAGAAGCACAUUCCACCCCAUCUAUCUAUGACAAUUGAUAUGCUCGGUGAAGCUGACGAGGCCUUUGUAAAUCAUGCCCAUUCUCUCAUGUUGACAUUGAAUGUGUAUUGGUUUAAGCUGUUUGAAGGCCGGACCUAUACAGGCGGUGCUUUGUAUUUACUUAUCAACAAUUUCCCCAAGGAAGACCAAAUGAGACCAGAAAAUAUUAUCCUCGUUGAUGUCAUGCCUCGUCCAAAGGAAACUACCAAGUUCCCUAAUGGUACUACUGUCUACACUGCUAUCAUGUGUGUUGCUUCGAACAUACUUGCUGCUAGCAAUGCUGUCGGAUUCAGGGGACAUCCAAUCACAAAUGACUGUCAUAAAUUUAAACGAUACUUCUCUGCGAUUAUUGGAUCGAAAUCAGAUGUAGAAAGAGGAGAUUUGGAGAAGCAGAGCGGCAUGCAGUUUUCAGAGUUGCAUCGCUUACACGAUUCGUUUGAAAUGGUUUUGUAUUUUUCCGCUGCCGUUAUUGCUCGUGUUCAAUGUUUUGUUGAUGGUAUUAUUGUUCCUCAUGAAUGUGCCGUCUUGUUCGAAAAAGUCCCAUCUGGGUCCUCAUAUAUGAAAGCAGGCGAGUGGCGAUCGUGGUGUCUUGUGCACUUGCUGGUGGUGUUGAAGGAGUCUAUGUCCAAAAGCGAUUGCAAUAACUGGACCACCCUUGUCAAGACAUAUCGAAAGUUGAGAGAUACAUAUGCCACAUACUCAAAUAUAGGCGACGCACGCCAACUCCUUGGAAUCGCAUCAAAUAUGCAUUUGCAUUUGCACUUGCGUGAGUCGAUGCUUGACUUUAGUCCGGUCUAUGCAUUUUGGAUGUAUAGCCUUGAGAGGUACAAUGAUAAGUUAAAAAAAAACUUUAAGACAAACUGCCGUAAUGGUCUUGAGUGUAUUGAUAAUGGCCAAUCUCCUUCAUUGCCAUUCAACCUCCCGAUGUUUCAGCAAGUCGUCAACAGUCAAUGGUACAAUUUAAUCGGAAGUAAGGCGUUACCACCAACUACCUUGCCAUUGAAGUCACAACCUUUGAAUACGAUGAGUAUCCAACUUGGUGAGUGUGCUGGUAAACAUUCGCAUUCAGAAGAUGAAGAAUAUCUCGUUGCUUGA